UUCUACUUCCGGUCGGCCGGUCUCCCGCUCGUCACACGUCGAGUUAGGAAAAUAAAGGAGGAAAAUCGCCUGGAGUUUCCUCUCAGAAUCCGUCCGCCUUCUCCGAGCGCGGCAGGAACGGCGGACCGGGUCUUGGGGAGGGAGGGUUUUAUUCCCGGCUCCGGUCUGUUGUGGAGGUGUUGGUCACGUCAGUAGGGAGGGGAGGGUUGCAGCGGACAAUCCGGGCCGGUGGGUGGGGAGGCAACAGGUACCCACUGAUUUAUAUCCCCACCUGUUUCCCUCAACCCAUGUUAGAUAUCUUCAUGGGACGAUAGAUUUCCUCAGAGGGCUCCUCCUGGACGCGGCGCUGGGAUUCCAGGGUUAGAGUGACACUCCAUUACCCCCGGGGGAGGGGGGCGUCUAAGGUGGCGGUGUCGUUGCCUUUUGAAACCAUCGGGUCGGGGUUGAUGGCAGAUGACAACGGCCAAGGGGUUUAUCUGUUAGUUACAAGGUUCAAAGGUGAAGGGACGUUACCUUUGAGCCCAACUGGGGGUGGCGAAUGAUAAAAAUCUGUCGGAAUAGUCGUAAAAGUUUGCAGUAGGGGUUAAAGGUUGCUUGUAAAGGACAAGCUUUUUCAACCCAAAGUACCUCAGCAGGGAGAGCAGGGACUGGAUUUUGUCUGGAUGAGGGGGAAAGGACGUGAUCUUUGAACCCAACUGCUCUGGGUUGACAGAUGUUAAAGGUCAAUGGGGGAAUUACUCUAAAAGUCCUGAGUAGGUGUUUAAAGGUGGAGAGGCAAACUUGUUCAACCCAAAGGACUGUAGGAGAAGGAGUGGGGACUGGGUUUUGUUGCUAGUUUAGACUAGAGGGAAGCAAGGCUAGAUAAUCCUUUGUCCGGAUAACUCAGAAGGGAAUAACAGCCACCCUGCCCCCUAGUUAUCCAGGAGCCCACGAUGAGGGCAUUUGGAGUCUCCACAUCCAGAUGCCCCUGAUCUGAGCACCAAGUUAGAGAGGACGGGCUGCUGCUGAAGACGGGGCACGGGAAAAUUGAAUUCUGGUCCCCUGUCAAUGCAGGGAGCAAAGAUCCUAGACCUCACAUUGUGAGUUUUCUCUGUGGAAGACAUCAAGUGGCUACUGAUCUGCACCCUCCUCCCUGCCCAGAGGGAGAGGCACCUGACGGAAGUGUCACCAUCGCCCAUAACCGCAGCCUGUUGUGUCUGCAGAACCAGCCAUCCAGCCUAAUAGCACUUCUCAACUCUCAGCAAAUCUGUUAAAGAGAGAAUUAACAAGUGAAUUGGUCCAUCAAAGCUGUCUGCAACUUGGAGUAAAAGUUAAAAUCGUGGACAAUGCUUGAAGAUUAAAGGAGUGGUGGAAUUAUUGUCAGCGUUUCUAAGGACGGGAUUCACUGGCCGUGGAGAUAUUACCAGAACUUUUCCUUCACCUGGGGCCAGUAGGGGUUGGUCAUGGACGGCACUGACUUUGGUCAAGGUGACAGAAAAGUGGCCACCAUGUCUGGAGUGGAUGCGGAUGUGAAGCCCAAGUCAGUGGGCGCCGAGCUAUCUGCUUCCGGAGACCCCGGUGAGACUGAGCAUCCGCAGGGAGAAGGAGAGCAGGCCCAGAAAACUUCAUCCUCUGAUCCCGCCGAGAAGCUGGAAGAGGAUCUGAGACCGGGAGCUGACACCCAGGCAGCGGACGACAGCAAGGAGUCGGCGACCAGUGGAUUGGCCUCGGUGGAGUCCGAAGGGGAUGUGGCCAGCCUGUGCUCCCAGGAGGAGGCGGACGGGGAGGACCAACAGGAGGCCGAGUGCCCACUGGCCGAGAGCACAGAGUCCGACCAGAUCUCUGCCCCAUCCCUGGGGAGCUGCAGCGAGAUGGAGCAGGAGCCCUUGCAGGGGGCCGCACCGAAGCCCGAGGUCCAUCGAAGUGACCCCAGCAACACUUUCUAUUACGUGAAGUGGAUCAGCUGGAAGGGAGAAAAGACUCCUAUAAUCACCCAGAGUGAAAACGGGCCCUGCCCGCUCAUCGCCAUCAUGAACAUCUUGUUCCUGAGGUGGAAGGUGAAGAUACCGCCAAAGACCGAGGUGGUAUCAGUUGAGCAGCUGAUGAUCCUCCUAGGUGACUGUGUACUCAACACCAAGCCAAAGGAGAGCUCAGAGGGCCUGCAGCUCAACUUCAACCAGAACAUGAACGAUGCCAUGGCUGUUCUACCCAAGCUCUCCACAGGGCUGGAUGUAAAUGUCCGGUUCACAGGAGUUGGUGACUUUGAGUACACCCCCGAGUGCAUUGUGUUCGACCUGUUGGAUGUCCCUCUCUACCACGGCUGGCUUGUUGACCCCCAGAGUCAUGAGAUUGUGCAGGCAGUCGGGAGGUGCAGCUACAACCAGCUUGUGGAAAAGAUCAUCAGCUCCAAGCAGUCCACGGACAGCACACUGGUCAGUGAAGGGCUGGUCGCAGAGCAGUUCCUAGAUGCAACUGCCACGCAGCUGACUUACCACGGUCUCUGCGAGCUCACGGCUGCAGCUAAGGAAGGGGAGCUGUGUGUCUUUUUCCGAAACAAUCAUUUCAGCACGAUGAUUAAGCACAAGGGACACCUCUACCUUCUGGUGACCGACCAGGGCUUCCUGGCCGAGCAGAAGUUAGUGUGGGAGAGCCUGCACAAUGUGGAAGGCGAUGGCAGCUUCUGUGAUGCGGAGUUCUGCCUCAGUCACUCCACUGGACGUCAGCUUGCCUACACUGCCAGUCAGCCACCCCAGCAGCAGAUCGACCAGGAUUACAUGGUGGCACUGUCCCUGCAACAACAGCAGGGCCCUGGAGACCUCAGUGACCUGGAACUGGCCCGACAGCUGCAGGAGGAGGAGGACCGACGAGCGGUCCGGUACCUUCAAGAGCAGGAGCACCAGGCCCAGCCGCAGGCAGCAGCUGCACGCCAGCCCCCGGCCGCUGGACGCCAGGGAGGCUCUGAGCGCCGGCAACAUCGAGAGCGAGAAAAGACCAAAGAUUGCACCAUCCUGUGAGCUGCCACCUUAUCCAGUCUGGGUUCCCACUGCUGUGGUCAGCCACUCUUCCCAGUCCAUGUGGGGCUGGUGCCUCACCUCUACUCUAUAUAUGGGGCAACUUCUGAAAACACUACCAAGCGUCGAGAGUCAAGGAGGCAGAGACGCUUUCAUUGUGGGUCCUCGACCUUCCAGUGGAUCCUGGGCAGGAGCGGUUGCCUGGAUACCUUCCAGGAGAUUACCAGUUGACCCUUCCUUUUCACCCUAUUGGUUAAUGGAUGUGUUUGCCCUUGGCACCUGUGGCCACUUAGAAAGCCAUUUACUCUCUCUCAAUAUAUUUUCAGCUUUUAUUUUAAUUGAGGUUUCUUUUUUUGCAAGAAAAUUAUUUUAACCCUUUGCUUUCCACCCUCUGGCCUGAUCCUGGAGAUUUCAGGGCAAUGAUGGGUGGCUGGUAUAGCCCCUUAGGUUAGAAGAGGCUGGCAAUGUCUGCUCUGUGUCCCAAGGACAGAGAUGGACCAUGCUCGGUAAGGUGAUACUUAGCUGCUUGGUAGAGAAAACACCACCUUCGGGAGAGAUUUAAAGACCACUGGCUUUUUGUGGGGUGGAGGGUCCUUUAUUGAAAUCCUCCCACUGUUUAAACAAAUUCAGAAUCACCCCCUGAGAAAAUAUUGUUAACCUCAGCAUCUGUCAGAGUUGUAGAGACAGUUGAACAGGUGACCCACCCAAUACAGAAACUCACUCUUACAGAAUUUACCACCUAAAAAUCUGAGGCUUGGAAUAAAAUUUACUGUCAUGGAAUUUAAAUAGAAAAUAAAUCAACACAACAUUUUCCCCAACCUUGUGUCCUGACACAUGUCCAGAUGAUGUUAUGUAAAAUCAGGAUAUGGCCUGUCUAUUAGGAACGCAACGCUGUGCUUUAACGCCAGGUCACCUGUACAACACAGAGACAGACUCACUGUAUCCGUGUCGCCCACAACAUUGACCCCGUUUCCCAACUCUUGACCCAUCGUCUUAGACCAUAAGAUAUAGGAGCAGAGUUAUGCCAUUCAGCCCAUCUAGUCUCUACCAUUCCAUCAUGGCUAAUUAAAAAACAGAUCAGUCUUUUCAUACAUCUUCAGAUGGGUUCUCUUGGAGCGGGUUUUUUGCCAAAUGCCAUUUCAAGGAAGGGUAUUUGUCAGUUCUUGCCAAAGCAAGGCCGCAUCAGAUGACCUGCUCCGACUUAUUGGUUAGACCUGGGCCAGGCUGCUUCCUGUCUACGGGAAGCAGAGUGGAAAAUCGAGUCACGAUGGUGGGGAGGGAGAGGUACAAAAGGGAGAAAGUAACUAGGAUCAUUUUGAGGUUAAUGGGUGCAGAGGGAACAAAAAUUAAACCCAGGACCUAGAAACCAUCUUAACUACCCACUCACCUGAGUCCAGACAACUACAUUCAUUCUAUAAACUUGCACUCAGUGGGGGGGGUGGGGUGUGUGAAAUCUUUAGGUUUUACCCAACCUUUGAAAAGAUAGUUGCCUUCAACAUCCUGGUCAUCCCUCCUUAAGGGGAUGAUGUCACACUUUAAGGUCUGUCUGUCUUUGGAAAUAACUCAGGCAGAGAACUUGGUUUCUCUCUCCCUACAACCUAUUUGGUUCUUUGAUCUAAUGAAACUUUUCCAUACAAUCAAUUGCUUGAAGAAGCCCUUUCUCAUCACCUCCCUGCCCAAGUUUGUGAGAGAAAGCAGGUGAAAUGCAGCAGGCGCCUGGAAACUGAAGGAUGCUCAGAGAUGUCGCAGACACUCACCGGGCCUGGCCGAGAGCAGCAGGAUGUAACCAGAGCUUUGACCAAGUUGGAACAUGGGCCAGUCGACACGCAGACACUGUCUGGAGUCAAAAUGCAGCUGGGAGUGAAACACAUUGGGCUUCCAACAUUACAGAUCAGGCAGAACCUUGCCUGUUGCCCUCGGAAAGAGCUGUACCAAAGUCACUAAUCCUCCACCACACCUCCCCAUUCCUCCCAGUCACUUAAACCUCUCUCUCCUCCUUAAACUUCAAUUCUCACCAAACUGUCCAGUGGUGAUGGUCCAGGGGUCCAAAGGGUAUGACCCUCUCUGAAUAUCAAACCCAUCACUCCAUUCCAACCCAGUCCUCUACUGACUAAACCCUUCUCACACUAUUGCCCCCUUCCUCCCUCAGUCCCAUCCUACACUACUAAACUUCUUCCUCGCCUUCUCAGCCACCCCCAGGGUCAAUUAUCAACGGGUCUUACAGCAGGAUUGUUUGACAGGCUUGAACGCCUUACGGUUUAGUUUUGGAAAUCACUAAUAAAAUAGUUAUUAGAAUCUGCUUGGUCUCAUUAGUUCCUUUAUUUCCAAAUGGUUCUUCUUCACUUUCCAGACAGAUGAGGGUUGUCAGUCAUGAUUGGCAGCUCAUCUAGGAGAAGGAAAACUCUGACCUCAAACCUCCAUUGUCUUGUGGCUAUACUCACUCGCGGGGAAGGCUUUGGGGUUAAUCCCCGAAGAAAACUCUGGAGCCCUAAGUCAGUUCAAUGCUGACAGGCAGCUUCUGCAACACUGCUCAUGACAACUGUAUUGGUUUCUGCCGUUCCUUUGAAUUCAUCAUGGAGAGUGGGAGCCUGCUGCAUGGGCAACAGCUUGCUCUCUGUAUUGUACUGCCUAGUUUGUGUAUCACAUGGACAGCUCAGACACAUUCAUGAUCAGCCCCCCCCC
Molecule: messenger RNA, 5672 nt
Organism: Mobula hypostoma (lesser devil ray)
Lineage: Eukaryota; Metazoa; Chordata; Chondrichthyes; Myliobatiformes; Myliobatidae
Gene: mindy1
Product: MINDY lysine 48 deubiquitinase 1
Exons: 9
Coding region: 1443-2993 (516 amino acids)
Biological process (GO): protein K48-linked deubiquitination
Cellular component (GO): cytosol; cell periphery
Molecular function (GO): K48-linked deubiquitinase activity; cysteine-type deubiquitinase activity; cysteine-type carboxypeptidase activity
Source: RefSeq, a predicted model, not a curated record